AAGACUAAGCCAGUUUAGUCUUUCUAUGUUCUUCUGCCUGCUUUUAUUCUGGCAGUGCUGGCAGCUGAUUAGAUGGUGCCUACCCAGAUUGAGGAUGGUCUGCCUUUCCCAGUCCACUGACUCAAACGUUAAUCUUCUUUGCCAACAUCCUCACAGACGCACCCAGGAACAGUACUUUGCAUCCUUCUAUCCAAUCAUGUUGAUACUCAGUAUUAACCAUCACAGUCCAUCUGGGCAAUUAUACCAAAUUACCUUAGACCAGGUGACUUAAACAGCAGUUAUUUCUCACAGUCGUGGAGGCGGGGAUAUACAACAUCUAGGUGGUAGCAGAUGUGGUAUCUGGUAAGGCAUGCUUCCAGGUCUUAUCAGAUGUUGGUCUUUUCAUGUCCUCACAUGGCAGAAAAAGACAGAGAAGCAGGCUCUCAUGUGUAUCUUCCUUUUUUUUUUGAGACAGAGUUUUGCUCUUGUUGCCCGGGCUGGAGUGCAAUGGUAGAUUUUGGCUCACUGCAACCUCCGCCUCCCUGGUUGAAGCGAUUCUCCUGCCUCAGCCUCCCAGUGUGUAUCUUCUUUAAGGGAACGAAUCUCAUUCAUGAGGGCUCUACCCACACGACCUAAUUACCUCCCAAAGGCCCCACCUUCUGAUACUGUCACAUUGGGGAAAAUGUCUCCCUUUUGAAUUUUGGGGGGACACAAACAUUCAGUCUGUAAUCAUUUAAUGGUCUUAUGAUUUAGAGGUUACUUGUUCUUUCACCUAGACCUCAAGUCGCAUUUAACAGCUAAUCGAGUAUAUCUUUCUCUGAUUUGAUAGUGUGACCUAAAAGGGGACCGUUGUUUAAAAUAUCAUUAGAGUUGGCCUGUGCCACUGCCUGCCGCGCGCAGAGCCAGAGCCCGAGCCUGAGCCGCGCCAGGCCCCAAGUGGGGCUCCUGGGCCUCGGCGGCAGGCAGGCGAUGCUCCAGCGGCCUGACCAGCCAUGGAUGCCGAGGCAGGCGGCCUGGAGGAGCUGACCGACGAGAAGAUGGCAACGCUGGGCAAGGAAGAGCGGCGGGAGGAGGCGACGCGCCUGGCGGCACUGGUGCAGCGCGACCUCCUCGUGGAGGAGGUGAAUCGGCAGCUGCAGGGCCACCUGGACGAGAUCUGUCAGCUCAGGCAGCUCAGUCGGCGCCUGCUGGAGAGAAUCGUGAGCUGCACGACCUCUGCUGCUUUGUGGACUGAAGCGCCAGCGCGGGCGGCGGGCGGCGCGCGGCUCACCAGUGGAAGCUCUUUGGGACCCAAGCAUCCCAGACCGUGUGGGAGGACCUGGGAAGUGUGGCAGAAUACCGCUGUUUAAAUGAUUUUUUUUUUUUUAAGUGGCAGGAACGGCCUUUAUUGGCUGCAGCGUUGCUCACGAUCCAAAAGCUUAAAUGAUCUUAAAAAAUUAUUUAUUGGCCGGGCGCGGUGGCUCAAGCCUGUAAUCCCAGCACUGUGGGAG
This is a messenger RNA of Cebus imitator (Panamanian white-faced capuchin), 1469 nucleotides long. RefSeq names its product coiled-coil domain-containing protein 85B-like. The record is from RefSeq and is a predicted model, not a curated record. Lineage: Eukaryota; Metazoa; Chordata; Mammalia; Primates; Cebidae. The transcript has a single exon. Bases 972 to 1328 code for a protein of 118 amino acids.